CAUGGAUUGGACAUUCACUUUGUAUUAAACAUUUUUCUUUUAAAAGUGUAACAGAUAUCAUUGGAUCCAGUGUGAUAAUUUUUAUAAACAAUUCGGAAAUUUUUUGGAAAACGAGCGAAAUCUUCAGGAUAUCGAUGUAGCACAAGAAAAUUGAAAUAUGCAGAGGCGAUAUCAGUUUUCAGGCGAUAGUGAUGAGCAACCGCUCUUGGAAACAAUUGAACAUAAAGAAAACUGGGAUAGAUUCAAAAAUGAACCACGAACGUCGCCGACUGGUUCAACAAUGGACACCUCAUUGAUAGAUUUUGGGGUGAAAUUGUUGAAACUGGUCACUGUAAUUGUUACAUUCAAUGUCGUGCUUGGUACUGCAGUUAUUUCCAAGGGUACCCUAUUAUUCAUGACAUCACAAGUUAAAAAUAAUACGAUGAGACCAUACUGCAAUAAACAUAUUGAUACGAGGCAGCAGUUUGUUGUUACUAUUACUGAAAAUGAAAGAGCAAUUUGGAUAUGGAUGAUCAUAUUUUCGUAUGUAGUUCCUGAGUUGGGCACUUUCAUCAGGUCAUUUCGAAUAAUUCUCUUCAAAACAUGGGUAUAUCCGACAUUUUGGAAAGAUUUUCUCCCGAUUUGUGUUACAGAACUACUGUCAGCUAUCGGAAGUGCCGUAUUAGUCUUUGGCGUUUUUCCAGAGUUAGAUGUUAUAAAAGGAGCUAUGUUGACAAACGCUGUUUGUAUUUUACCAGCAAUAUUGGCAAUGUUAUCCAGAUACUCCAGCUUAAAAAAUCGUAAAAUGGAGACUACCUUCAAAUGGAUUUUAGAUAUUGUAGCCAUACUAUCCCAAGCAACUGCCUUUGUUGUAUGGCCUUCUGUGGAAAACAAAACGAGUCUUUACAUUCUCAUACCAGUAUCCCUCAUUCUAAUAUCUAUUGGAUGGUGGGAGAAUUUCAUUUCAGACAACUCUGAAAUCGAUUUUCUGAACAAUUUGGGAAAGAACAAAAAGGAAUUCCAAAAUUCCACCUACUUCUCGUAUUGCAUAAUAGCGCCAAUGAAAUGCCUCAUUUUUUUCUGCGCCGCUUUGUUUAUAUUAUGGUCCAGACAAGGAGGUGUUGAUCUUCUGUUCAAUGACUUCAACGAUAUAUUCAGCACACACUACUUGAAUGUAUCUGAGAUUGAACCAAUUGUUGGAUCUUCUGGUAUCGACUACAUGGAUGCUGUAGCCACUGGUUAUGGUAUAGUGAAAGAAACCUCGAUAUGGGUUCCUCUGGUGGUAUGGAUGAUCAACUGUCUCACUACCUACUUAUGUUAUGCGUUCGGAAAAUUUGCAUGUAAAAUUCUAAUCCAGACUUCUGGUGUUGCUCUUCCAAUCAACCUUGCAGUACCUGUUCUCCUAACAGUUCUCGUAGUGGUUUGUGGCGACUACAAUAAGGACGAAUGCGCCUACGCCGAUGUUAUUCCACCAUAUUUGUUCUUCAACGUUCCUGCUUUGAGAAACCUGAUUAACUUCGUUACUAAUGAGCAUCCUUGGAUUUGGCUGUUGUGGUUACUGUCCCAAACUUGGAUAACAGUCCACAUCUGGACCAACUAUAACGACAAGUUGACUUCUACUGAAAUAUUAUUUUUGAGACCCAUGUAUGAUGCAUUCCUCAUAGACCAAUCAAUUGCAUUGAACCGGCGAAGACAAGUACCAGAAGUUAAAAUAGUUCAAGAGGACAGUCAUGACUUAGCGGCUCACAUCUUUUUUGACGACGCCUUCAUCAGAUAUGAGGGAGAUCCGGAGCCACAUAUCAACCAGUAUGUAGAGAAUCUUAUAGAAUCCGUCAAUUACGCAGCGAGCCAAGUACACGAAACAAAUGUUCGCGUCAAACCUCCGGUCAUUUAUCCCACUCCUUAUGGAGGUAGAUUAGUUUGGACUCUACCAGGAAAAACAUUGAUGAUAGCGCACCUGAAAGACAAAGCAAAAAUCAGAGCAAAGAAACGAUGGUCCCAAGUUAUGUACAUGUAUUACCUUCUUGGAUUUAGGAUAAUGGAUAAUGAUGAACUCACUCCGACGAGAAUCAAAAACCAGUCAAAAAAUACUUAUAUUCUUGCUUUAGACGGAGAUAUUGAUUUCAAACCAGAGGCAGUUCAUUUAUUGGUUGACUAUAUGAAGAAAAAUGAUGGUCUUGGAGCAGCAUGUGGUAGAAUCCAUCCUAUCGGAGCUGGUGCGAUGGCUUGGUAUCAGGUGUUUGAGUACGCAGUAGGACAUUGGCUACAGAAGGCAACAGAACACGUUAUUGGGUGUGUGCUGUGUAGCCCAGGAUGUUUCUCGCUCUUCAGAGCAGGAGCCCUCAUGGACGAUAAUGUAAUGGGCAAGUACACAACGGUUUCUACUGAAGCAAGGCAUUAUGUUCAAUAUGAUCAAGGCGAGGACCGAUGGCUCUGUACAUUAUUGCUACAAAGAGGUUACCGAGUGGAAUACUCGGCUGCAUCUGAUGCAUAUACUCACUGUCCAGAAGGUUUCAAUGAAUUUUUCACUCAGAGAAGAAGAUGGAUGCCUUCAACAACAGCUAAUAUAAUGGAUCUUCUGACAGAUUAUAAAUAUAUUGUCAAGCAAAACGACAAUAUUUCCACUUUAUACAUAUUAUAUCAAGGUUUCCUGAUGGUUGGUACAGUUAUUGGACCUGGAACUAUAUUCCUCAUGUUGGUGGGAGCAUUUAUUUCAGCUUUCAACAUAUCCCAAUAUGACAGUUUGAUCUUAAAUGCCGUGCCAGUUUUACUUUUCGUUAUCAUUUGCAGUUGUUGUAAGUCAGAUACGCAGUUAUUUUUUGCAGCCAUAAUGAGUGUUGUUUAUGCCUUGGUGAUGGUAAUGGUAAUGGUUGCAAUUAUGAUUCAAGUGGAAUACGAUGGUUUUCUAGCGCCCUCUUCGCUGUUUCUUUUUCUCACCGCCAUGUCAUUUGUAGUGGCUGCCGUCUUGCAUCCUCAAGAGUUUUAUUGCUUGAAAUAUGGAAUCAUAUAUUAUAUUACAGUACCAAGUAUGUACAUGCUGUUGGUAAUUUACUCCGUAUUCAACAUGAACAACGUGUCUUGGGGAACAAGGGAUGUGACCAUUGUGAGAAAACCAAAAACU
Molecule: messenger RNA, 3100 nt
Organism: Leptinotarsa decemlineata (Colorado potato beetle)
Lineage: Eukaryota; Metazoa; Arthropoda; Insecta; Coleoptera; Chrysomelidae
Gene: Chs2
Product: chitin synthase 2
Biological process (GO): chitin biosynthetic process
Cellular component (GO): cell septum; cell periphery
Molecular function (GO): chitin synthase activity
Source: RefSeq, a predicted model, not a curated record